Messenger RNA from Symphalangus syndactylus (siamang), 1379 nucleotides. It is a transcript of the gene VHLL, whose product is annotated as VHL like. The record is from RefSeq and is a predicted model, not a curated record. Lineage: Eukaryota; Metazoa; Chordata; Mammalia; Primates; Hylobatidae.
CAGGCUGGAGUGCAGUGGUGUGAUCUUGGCUCACUGCAACCUCUGCUUCCCAGGUUCAAGGAAUUCUCCUGCCUCAGUCUCCCGAGUAGCUGGGAUUACAGGCAUGCACCACCAUGCCCGGCUACUUUUUUUGUAUUUUUAGUGAAGACGGGGUUUCAUCAUGUUGGCCAGGCUGGUCUGGAACCCCGACCUCAGGUGAUCCACCUUGGCCUCCCAAAGUGUUGGGAUUACAGGUGUGAACCACUGCGCCCGGCCAUGAAGUGUCCAAUAAAUAUUAGAUUGACAUAAAGAACCCUCAGGUGUGCUAUCUCAUGGAAUACCCUCAAAUUCCUCUCUGGAUCUUCCUAUCACAGUAGUAGUAUUGGGAUCCCAUUUGGAUCUCUCCCACUAUAGGUAGCUCUUCAGGGGGACAGGCUAAGUAGGAGAGGCUGGGAGUAAGACUGUCUGAUCUAGGAUGUCUUGCUUACCACCCAGGUAGGGGGUUAUAUACUCCCAGCCUGAUUCCAUUGUAACUCUUGCCGAAAUCCGGGUAAGGGAAGUAGCCUCUUUAAGAACUGGUAUGGGCAGGCCCAAGUUGUCAAGGCUUCGGAGGUAAUGCCCUGGAGAGCGGGAAAUGGGGUGGGGUUAGAGGCCAAGGCGGGCACCCAGGAGGCAGGCCCAGAAGAGUACUGCCAGGAAGAGUCGGGCGCCGAGGAGGAGAUGGCAGCCGGAGCAGCAUGGCCUGUGCUGCGCUCUGUGAACUCGUGCGAGCACUCCCGGGUUAUCAUCUGCAAUCACAGCCCACGCAUCGUGCUGCCUGUGUGGCUCAACUACUAUGGCGAGCUGCUGCCCUACCUGACGCUGCUGCCCGGCAGGGACUUCCGCAUCCACAACUUCCAAAGCUACCCUUGGCUCUUCAGAGAUGCAAGGACACAUGAUAAGCUUCGGGUUAACCAAACUGAAUUGUUUGUGCCAUCUUCCAAUGUUAAUGGACAGCCUGUUUUUGCCAACAUCACACUGCAGUGUAUACCCUGAAAGAGCAAUGCCUCCAGGUUGUUCGAAGCCUAGUCAAGCCCAAGAAUUACAGGAGACUGGACAUCGUCAGAUCACUCUAUGACGAUCUGGAAGACCAUCCAAAUGUGCUUGAAAGACCUGGAGUGGCUGACGCAGGAGCACAGUGAAAAUCUGUGGAUGGCUGGGCACGGUGGCUGACACCUGUAAUCCCAGCACUUUGGGAGGCCACAGCAGGCAGAUCACUUGAGGCCGGGAGUUCGAGACCAGCCCGGCCAACAUAGUGAAACCCGUCUCCUCUUAAAAAAUACAAAAAUUGGGCCGGGCGCGGUGGCUCACGCUUAUAAUCCCAGCACUUUGGGAGGCCGAGGCGGGCCGGUCACGAGGUC